Balaenoptera musculus (blue whale) is the source of this 1279-nucleotide messenger RNA. RefSeq lists its product as uncharacterized. Bases 132 to 779 code for a protein of 215 amino acids. The record is from RefSeq and is a predicted model, not a curated record. The transcript is spliced from 5 exons. Lineage: Eukaryota; Metazoa; Chordata; Mammalia; Artiodactyla; Balaenopteridae.
UAUUCCACCCCUUCACUUCUGCACCCCACGUGAGCAGCUUGCCAAAGAAACUCCGCACAGCUACUCACGUGAGUCUGCCCGCUGUCGCACUGAGAGCGCGCUGUCGCUUCAUUAACUGCACGAUUGAGUAUAUGACAUAUUUGGGAACCAUUGACCAAAACUGCCCGCCUUGGCCAGGCAUGAUAAUAACCACUUUCACACAAAAGGAGGUCCCAAUAAGGAACAUGAUGCUGCCGCAGAAAACUAACCAGGAGAAUUUGGGAGGGGCCAAAAGGAGAGAGGAGACGCCAGCCCAUAAUACAUCCUGCCAACCUCCCAGAAACCCUCCGACUGGAAUCCAUCUUAACUCAGAGAUGCACGCACCACCAGGAAGCGCCCUGAGUCAGACCAAAUAUGGGCACAAACCAGCCAGAAGGGUACAGGAAGACUUCUUCCCCCCCAGCACAGCCCAUCCUGAAGAUUUUGGCCCUGCAGCCAGUUCCUUAAAGCUUCCGGUGGAGACUCGGGCAGUCCUAUCUCCUGGUCCUGGAAAGCGUGGCAGAUGCCCUUCACGUCUGUGCGCCCUGCUUUUAAGCCUCCCACUCCCAACUCCUGCGGCCGCUUUAGACUCUGGCAAGUCUCUUCAGAGCAAGAUCAGAUGUGUGCUUGGAGCAGGCCUCUUUCCUCGGGUAGGAACUUGGCUCCUGAGAGCCGUGGGACUGCCGCGGACGUCACUCUUCCCUAUACACGCCCCGCCCUGGGUACCACCGCCUGCAUCCGGGACUCAGCGCGCAUUCUGAUUUCUCGUAGGUUUCGCUUUCCCGGAGCUGAGCGUGCUCGCCCCUCCUCCCUGGUUUGUGGAUACAGUCCCGCUGGUGGUUGGCAAAUCCCCAGGAAGGAAAGACAGGGCAGGCUGGCAGCGUCGGCUCAGCUCGGGGGAUUUCCCCACCUCUGGAAGCCAGUCCGGUUGGUCCUUGUCCCUCUCAGCUCCCCAACUCGUUUACUUACGACACCUGCAACCUGCCUGUUUUUUUCUUCUUGGUCCAGUGGGAGCAUGUGACCGCCAGUCUACUUCAUCCUCGCAAAUCCCGGACGCCCUCUGAUGGCUACUGAAUUUUAUAUGCUUACUUUGCAUCCUGAUUCAUUACUGAUUGUUUUCCAAAUUUGUUACUUUUAUUCCUUAUUCUCUAGGAUUUCCAGGUAUACUGCCGUAUCAUCUACAAAUGGACCUGGUUUUACUUCUUUUUCCAUUCUAAAGCCUCUAAUUGUUUAAUGUUUUCUAACUGUAUCAGUGAAUACU